This is a messenger RNA of Symbiodinium natans, 6291 nucleotides long. Lineage: Eukaryota; Dinophyceae; Suessiales; Symbiodiniaceae. The record is from the annotation of a GenBank genome assembly.
AUGGUGGACAAUUUGCUGGUGGAGCUUCCAGCGAACUUUUCCUUGGACCAUAAGAAAGGCAACCGUCAGCACAUCCCGAAGCAGGGUGCCACACUGCCACAAUGGCUUGUGCUGUAUGUUGUCAAAAAAGGGGUGGAGCAUCAUGCGGAGGCUUGUGUCGCCAUUAGGGCAACACAGGUUUGUUUGAAGGAGGGGGCCCUGAGCCCGGCUGAGGCGCUUCAGUGUCAACAGUGGUUUAAUGACACACGACACAGAAAACGGCCGGGCUCAGAAGGGUCAAGGGGAACAGAAGAAGAGUUCUUUUGUUGGAGUUUUGACCGUCUCUUUGCUUUUGAUGCUCCCAUUUGCUUGCGUCGGGAGCAGUUUGCUGGCAAGCAACUCCAGCGUGGCAGCAGGCCCCCAGCAGAACUGUGCAGUGUGCUGAGUCGGGCGUCAGGAAGCCAUUUGCUUGGAGAUGCUGAGGAGAACACGUUGGCAGAACUUGUGCAGAAAAAGGUUUGGAUGCUGCAGGUACCUGCGGGUUUGGAUAUCCUGUCCCAGGCACAGGCCCAGGACCAUGUCUCAGAAGAUCUGAGGCUUUGGACACCCCACUCGAUUGUGGCGGCUUUGCAUGUGAAAGUAGCAGAGCCUGUGCCCUUGCCUGUGCCAGAGCAAGCGGCACAGGGAAACCCCGACGAAACCCGUGGCGAUAGUGACGGCGAGGAUCCGGAAGCUGUUCAAGGGGCUGGGGAAGAAUCGCCGCCCCCUCGGCGACAAUCAGCAGCUGUUGCUGCCAGAAUUGAGAAAGUAAAGCAUCCCUUGACCCCCUUGCAAGAAAUCCAGAUUGUUCGCUUGAAUUUCAUGCUACAGAAUCCAAGCGAGUUGCCUCGGGUUGUCAGUUGCGUGGCCAAUUUUCUCGGGCCCUUCACAGGAACAAUCCGGGGAGAUGUCUUGCAGGAGGCCUUGGCUUCUGUGCCGGGCAGAUACAAGGUGAGGCAACAGAUGCUUCGAUUGGAUUGGCUGCACAUGCUGCACGGGCGGUGCGUAAUGCAAGAGCAAGUGCGUGACGGGGACAAGUCUGUGAGCAGGUUCCUGUCCAUGGAUGCCAGUCCACAGGGUGGAUAUGAGUACUUGGCCAUGACUGAGGAAGUUCUGGUUAGGCGUUUGCCGGUCAUUCCUUCUUCCAAUCCGUGGUCCGGCUUCGAGCACGAGUUUCGAACCAUGCCUAUCAUGUCUGCCAUCAUACUGGAGUACGGGCAGGCGAACCUGGACAUGUACCGAAAGCAGGUGAAAGGUUGGGUUUCCGAUCAGGGAACGGAACGUGGCAUCCCUCAUUGGCCAAUGGCAGCCGGCGAGCGAAUGAACGAGCUGGCGGCUGCGUUGCAGGCAGAAGACCAGCCCUCUUUGGAGUUGCUGGCGACUGGAACGAGCCAAGAAUUCUUGUUUAACAGUUUUACACAUGCUGGUUUGCUCCACAUUCUUUUUAAUGCUCUCGAGGAGACCUGCAAGUCCUGCCCCAGGUGGGACCAAGUGGAAAAAGAAGUCAGUGCUGUGAGCAAGUUGCUGACAAACCGUUCCUUUCGUGAGGUUGUUCUUUCCCGGAUGAUGCAAGAGGCGACAGCACAAGAGAAGAAAGUUGUGCAGGGCUAUCAUGGCGAGCUCUUGUCCUGGCGAUGGGAGUCCCUGCAUGAGACCUUGAAGCACUACCUGGAAGUCCGGCCUUUGCUGUCAAAAUACUGGGAUCGUGGGCUUCUGUCGUCUGAAGCUGCUUUGUGUGAUCUUGUCUCGAGUGCACUGCAGGACCCAUUUCAUAUUGCCUACGUGCAGUGGGCGUUUAUGUUUGCGAGCUUUGUGCAGGAACUUGCACAUUGGAGCGAAGGAUGUUUUUGUCACGAUGCUGCCCUGAGGAAAUGCAAAACCAAAGCCAGAAGGGCGUCCAUCAAGUGCCCGUGGAAAGGCCGGCGUUCCAGCGUGCUCUGUGCCGGACGGAAGGACGAAGUGAUCAGCAGGGUGCAUCGUGUGACCAGCACCAGCUUCACAGAGACCAUGCUCGAACUUCCUACCCAGGUGUCUGCUGCGAUGGCUUUGCUGGACCAACAGGCCCGUGACAAAUGGGCAUCCAUUUUGAAGGAGAAGCUGGAGUAUUUGGACCACGUGCCACAUCGGCUGGCAGGGGCCUAUGCCCACCAUGCCAGGCCCGACUUGUAUGGCUUGCAGCACAGCAAACGGAUUGUGCGGGAAUGUUUUGAGGAGUAUAAUGCUUUGAAAGAACAGGGUCGAACGAAUGCACUUCUUCAAGGUUUGUUCGAGCGUCGUGGCGAUGCGGGCUUGGCUGACCAAUUGUGGGCUUUUGGGCAAAGUUCACCUGACGAGACUCUGGAGAACUUUCCCUGUGCUUGGGCAGAAAUUCAAGAGCGAGCGUCUUGCUCCAUGGUUGAGCGGAGCACUGAGAGACAGCAUGUUUUGAUCAAGAUCGGGGGCCGGAGAACCCUGAGGUUUGGGGGGCCUGCGAUGACAUGUGUGCGUGCCCGGCGUGCCCAACUGCAGGCGAUGAUCGACGAUGCACGGCAGUGUGCCUUUCUAGCAAGGGAAUGGAAGCGACGAGGGUUGGAAGCAGAUCUUCUUUCCCAUCUGUUGACCAAGGAAGAGUGUGCCAGGAAGACGAAGAGUUACCUGGUGUCCCGGAUUUAUGGCUACAAUGAGGCCGACCAUUUCUUGGAUGGUCUGCGUGAAGAGGAGCAGGCGGCCCAGGCAUUGCAAGCAGCCACGACCCUGGCGUUAAAGGCUGGUGACGAACAGCACCAGGUGGCAUCGUCCCUGGACAAACGGCAGUGGAUGAUUGUGGACUACAUCAAAAGCCAGCUCGAGUCUGGCAUGCUCUUCAGUGUGCCGGAGAUGUUGUUCGAUUCGCUUUUGCCAGAUGCCGAGUCGGAGGCUUUGCAGGAGGGUGUGAAUUUGGACCUUUGGAGUUUUGUCGAUGCGUUCAUGACAGAGGAGGCCGUUUUCCCCCCCAGCGAGUUGGUGUACUGCUAUGUCUUGGAUGCGAAGCCCGAGAAACGAGCACAGCAAAAAGGCUUGACUCACGUGGACAGGCGUGGCCACAUGAAAGUCCUGAGGUUCUUGAAUGUGGACCUGCAGAGCCCAGCAGAGCCCCGGGUCACAUACUCCCACACGGCCCGGCACACAUUAGACUUGCUAAAGCUGGCCACUCCGGCUGGCUUGAAGCUGCUUGAGUCUCAGUGCACACUUUGGGCAUCAACUGCCAAAUCCUUGCAAGUGCAGGUCAUGCCAAUUGAGGGACCUCAGGUGUCGCCGGAUGGUUACCCGUCCCACUCGCUUAGCUUGCCUGCGUUCGUGACCGAUGACGACAUGUUGGAGGAUCUGCGAGGAGAAGCACAGCCUGACAGACAGGCCCUGUCCGUGGCGGAAGCAUCUCAGCAACAGCCACAGGCCGUGGCAACCCUGGCAGGAAUUCUAGCACAGCACGAAGAAGCCCUCCUCCAAACUUUGCUUGAGAGCCGAGCUCUGGGUGAAAACUUUCAGGCGCCUCUUGAUCUUCCGUAUUACAAUACGGAAGCAGCUGCAGGUCUUCACCGUCGAGGUCUCAUCAAGCUUCGUGAGGAUGCUUUUGGCUCAACGGAAAUUGCACUGAGUGAUGCCACGAACGUUGUCAGCGUUUUGAGUCUGACCGACCCCAUAAGUCUCUGUGCGGAUGAGGUUUGCAUGCGAAACCCACCUGGCAGAAACAAGCUUGCCUGGCUGAAAUCCUUGGUUCAGGAUGGAUGGCAGCCAGCUGAUGAUGUCGAGGACUGGCAUAGAAAAGGUGGUGAGAGGAAGCUGCCUGAAAACAUAAUCCAGCGACCAGAGAGCCACUUGAAGGCACUCCGUGUCCAUGAGAGCAUCUUCGAAAAGCCUGGGGGACUGUUGCGAAUUUCCCAUUCAGGCUCUGCUGCUUUCUACGACUUUCUUUUGACAGCAGCUGAUUUGUCCGAUGUGCAGAGUUGGUCAUUGCAGCAGUGCCGUGAGUUUGCUGCAGAUCGAAAGCGGAAAGCUGCCCGGGCAGCACAGGAUGCACAGCAGCGUGGGCUUCGGGCUGUGGAGAAACCUUUGUCGCUGGCUCUGGACUUGCCAGCAGAGCCUUCUGUGCCGUGCCGAAUCCCAGGGAUGCACGACUUUGUAGUCCAUUAUGAUAACUGGACUCACCAGAGUGGCCAUCGGCGAGCUUUCGUUCAGUGCAGGGAAGCAUCUCAUGGCAACUGCAGGAGAUACACUUUCCUGCGACAGCAUUCUGACAAGGCCACUGCGGUGGCAUGGCUGUUAGCGUGGGUGAUGGAAGCUUCGAGAUUUGAGACAGGAUUUUGGGCUUAUGGGUGCUGGGAGGAGCAGGGAGCGGACACCCAGGUGCUGAGGGAAGCUCGUGCAGUCGGUGCCCUGUUUGUCAGUGGCCGGGGCCUUCGGGCCUGCAGGAGAAACAUGCCUGGGCCGAACACGGCAAAAGCAAAAGCGGCUGGGCCGACUGGUGCGGUUGGCGGGGCCGAGAAGCAGCGAGCUUGCUCGGCGGACAGAAAGAGCCCGAGCAACCGGUCCUCCGAAGAGGAGGACAAGAAGGACAGAAAAAGCCGAAGCCACCGGUCAUCCGAUGAGGACGACAAGAAGGACAGAAAGAGCCCAAGCCACCGGUCAUCGGAUGAGGAGAAGAAGGACAAGGAGUCCUCAGAAGAAGGCUCUGGCUCGGGUGAUGGCUCGGGCUCCAAGACCUCGAAGGAUUCCCCGGCUAGGGGCCGUCGUCGGCAAGAGUCGACUGAGACGGAACGGAAGAGCCGCCGAGACCGUAGCCGGAAGCAGUCGCGAUCCGGGAGCAGCGAAAGAGAACGAGGACGUCGGGGCUCUCGCCGUGGGCAAGAGCGGUCAGAGACGAAGGCCCGGCAAGAUGAGGGCCGUGAGCCCACGUCCUGGUCAUUGGUGAGCAAUGCUGCAGACAAGGAGAAGGAGAAGACGACCCAAGACGAAGGGGAAGGCAGCACACCCCAGGCUGGGCAGAAGAGGGACCAGGAGCUGUUCGGUCCCUACGGCGGGGAGGUUCCACAGUUCCAGAUCCGGGACCUCCCUGCCGACAAGGCUGCUGGCUUUUACAAAGGGCAAUGGCAGGAAGAGAAGGUGCGGUGCCCUGUGUGUUGGCAGGUGAAGCCACGGACCACCAUGUGGCUUCACCUCCAACAGAACUCGAUGUGCCUUUGGUGGCAAAAAAAGUACCAGGGCAUCGAGUACAAGGCUGAGUUCCAGUGCAUGCACUGCGACAAGAUGUUUUACCAAGCAACAGCCAGGGACCAGCACGAGCACCGCUGCUGGCUCAACCAGCCCCCGGCGGAGCCGAAGGAUCCUCCUCGAGCAAGGAUGCCUUCGGAGCAAGCUGCAGAAGAACGAGGGGCCGCUUCUCCAGCUCGGGCAGAGGUCCAAGACAAGGGACGGGCCAGAAGCCAGCCUGCAGAGGUGCACCUGCGAACAGCCUCGACAGUUCGCAGGAGCAGAGACAAGAAGGAAAAAAAGGAGAAGAAGCAGCCCAAAAAGUCGAGGAUGCCAAGCCGAGCCCGAAGUGCCCGAAGCCGCCGCUCUGGACACCAUUCGGUCAAGAGUGAAGAGAAGAGCCCAGAGCCACCAGGGCCAUCCAGCGGCCCCGGAGGGCAGCGGGAGUGUCCCGGCAGUGUCCCGGCAGUGUCCCGGCAGUGUCCCGGCCUGUCCCGGCCUGUCCUGGUGUGGGUCCCGGCGUCCCGCCGCGUCCCGCCCACGUCCCGCCCACGUCCCGCCCACGUCCCGCCCUCGUCCCGCCCGCGUCCCGCCCGCGUCCCGCCCACGUCCCGCCCACGUCCCGCCAGCGUCCCGCCAGCGUCCCGCCCACGUCCCGCCAGCGUCCCGCCAGCGUCCCGCCAGUGUCCCGGCAGCGUCCCGCCAGCGUCCCGCCAGCGUCUCGUUAGCGUUUUGCCAGCGUCCCGCCCGCAUCCCGCCCACGUCCCGCCCACGUCCCGCCAGCGUCCCGCCCAUCCAGCCGGCAUCCCGCCACCAGCGUCCUGCCCGUCCCACCCACGUCCCCUCACCCACGUCACGCUUUGGGCGGGAAAUCGAGUCGAGAACGAGACAGGCCAGACAAAGCAGCAGAUCGUCGAGGACUCUGGAACGGGGGCCCGUGAGCAGCACCCGCCCCGCUCACGGAGCCCCAGAAACAAGGAAGAGUGGCGAUGGUGCUGGCGUGUGACGGAGAAUGUGUGGUGGUGGGAGUGGUUUCCCGUCACCAAAUCAUGGCUUCGACAGCACUGA